AUGCACGUUGAUCAUUUCUGGCGAGGCACUGGCAAGGUUGCAUCCAGUCCGGCAAGCCCGCCCCAAACCAGCCCCAUGAGGCGGCUUGGCAGAUUGACGUCGGUCAAGCGUUUUGAACGUAUGAGUGGAACCGGCAUCAUCUGCAAGCAUGCGCAGGUACCUCUAGGCUCUCGGGUUGCUUUCGGGCAACCAAAGCCGAUUCUAUGGAGAAUGGAGAGCACCAGCGUUCCUUGCGACACUGCGUCUUGGCUGUGCUCAGGCGGAUAUCUCCAGACCCUCCUGGGCCUUGCCGGUCUUACCUGA
Cordyceps militaris CM01 is the source of this 303-nucleotide messenger RNA. RefSeq lists its product as uncharacterized. Bases 1 to 303 code for a protein of 100 amino acids. The transcript has a single exon. Lineage: Eukaryota; Fungi; Ascomycota; Sordariomycetes; Hypocreales; Cordycipitaceae. The record is from RefSeq and is a predicted model, not a curated record.